Cyprinodon variegatus (sheepshead minnow) is the source of this 1933-nucleotide messenger RNA. RefSeq names its product CDK5 regulatory subunit associated protein 1 (gene cdk5rap1). The transcript is spliced from 13 exons. Gene Ontology annotation, biological process: negative regulation of cyclin-dependent protein serine/threonine kinase activity; tRNA modification. The coding region runs from base 138 to 1877 and encodes 579 amino acids. Gene Ontology annotation, cellular component: cytosol; mitochondrion. The record is from RefSeq and is a predicted model, not a curated record. NCBI's taxonomy places the organism in Eukaryota, Metazoa, Chordata, Actinopteri, Cyprinodontiformes, Cyprinodontidae. Gene Ontology annotation, molecular function: tRNA-2-methylthio-N(6)-dimethylallyladenosine(37) synthase activity; 4 iron, 4 sulfur cluster binding.
CUUCGGCAGCAUGUUAUGUCGGCGCUUGAAUGACAUUUACUGCUCUUAGUUUACUUCUCACCCCUUUCUAAAAAUAUAUUAGCUCUAAAUGUUGCUUUUCGGAGUUUUAUGACAGGAAGUGUUGCUGUUUAAUCAACAUGAGGAAUGUUAAGCCCUUCCUUUGCUUUUCCAAACGCUGGACUCCUCUCAGAUGGCUCAACAAGCCCAGAUACUGUUCAAACCCCUCCACAGCCGCGGUAAGUUCAGGGAAGAAUAGGAAGGCUCUCUCCGACAGCUUCAGGAGUCAGAUCGCCUCCGGUCCCAGUUUUCAGGAUUUCAUUAGAGGAGGUUCAGUAAAUCUGUCUGCAGAUGAACACACAGAGGAGCGCAGUUAUCUCUCUGAAGAGCUGCAGAUGGUGGGAAACUCAAGGAAAGUGUAUUUUGAAACGUAUGGAUGCCAGAUGAAUGUGAAUGACACAGAGAUAGCCUGGUCCAUACUUAUGAAGAAAGGCUAUCAACGCACAGCUGAUCUCAAGCAGGCAGACGUUGUUCUCCUGGUGACUUGCUCCAUAAGAGAAAAGGCUGAACAAACAAUUUGGAACAGACUCCAGCAGCUUACAGCCAUGAAGAAGAAACGACUCAAAAGCAAGUCACCGAUGAAAAUAGGCAUCUUGGGCUGCAUGGCAGAGAGGCUGAAGAUGGAGCUGCUGGAGCGGGAGAAGCUGGUGGAUGUCCUCGCCGGCCCUGAUGCUUACCGGGACCUUCCUCGACUUUUAGCUAUCGCUGAUGGAGGUCAACAGGCGAGCAACGUGCUGCUGUCUCUAGAGGAGACCUAUGCAGACGUCAUGCCCGUUCAGCAUGGCGCUCAGGGCUACAGUGCUUUUGUCUCCAUCAUGCGAGGCUGUGACAAUAUGUGCAGCUACUGCAUCGUUCCGUUCACAAGAGGCAGAGAGAGGAGCCGGCCUGUCAGAUCCAUCCUUGAAGAAGUACAGAUGCUCUCAGAUCAGGGUGUGAAGGAGGUGACUUUGCUCGGUCAGAAUGUGAACAGCUACAGGGACACGUCAGAGCAGCAGUUCUGUGGCCCAGAGCUGACGAAGCUCAGCCGCGGCUUCGACACCGUCUACCGAACCAAGCAGGGAGGUCUGCGCUUUUCCGAUCUGCUCGACCAAGUGUCGCGCAUCGACCCCGACAUGAGAAUCAGGUUCACUUCUCCUCAUCCGAAGGAUUUUCCUGAUGAGGUUCUGCAGCUGAUUGCAGAGCGCCAGAACAUCUGUAAGCAAAUCCAUCUUCCAGCCCAGAGUGGGAGUAACCAGGUCCUAAAGGCCAUGCGGCGCGGUUACACCAGGGAGGCCUACCUGGACCUGGUGGACAAUAUAAAGAGAAUCAUCCCAGACGUGAGUCUCAGCAGCGACUUCAUCUCCGGUUUCUGUGGCGAAACCGAAGAAGACCACCAGCAAACUCUCUCCCUAAUCAGAGAGGUGGGCUACAAUGUGGGCUUCCUAUUUGCCUACAGCAUGCGGAAGAAGACACACGCCUUCCAUCGGCUACAGGACGACGUGGCGCCACAGGUGAAGCAGCGGAGGCUGGAGGAGUGCAUCUGUGUUUUCCGGGAGGAAGCUGCGAAGGUCAACGCUGCCAUCGUCGGCAGCACGCAGCUGGUGCUGGUCGAGGGAGAAAGUAAAAGAUCUUCCGUAGAUCUGUGUGGGAGAACUGAUGGGAACAUGAAAGUGAUUUUCCCCAAAGAAGAUGUUGCCGUUCAGUCCUCUGCAUCCAUCACUGCGCCAAUCUGCCCUGGAGACUAUGUGCUGGUGAAGAUCCUGUCAGCCAGCUCCCAGAGCCUGAGGGGCCGGGCCCUUGGUCAUGGCUCCCUGAGAAAGAACACUGAUGCACUGCCGUGAUGGAAACAAACGAUGCUACAUUCUGCUACACGACGCCAAAAACAGAACUAAGAAAC